AUGCUGGGCUUGGUCCCUAGUUUCCCCCUUUCCCCCGUCUUUUUUAUCGGUCAUCUAUCAUGGUUUGGCAUACAGGCGAGCGCGGAGUUAGGAAAGACCCAGGUCUCUUUCUUUUUUCUUACUUUUGCCCUUCGUUUCCCCCCUCCCAUUCUGGGACGUAGGCGAUUGACCCGCCUUGACAGCAGGACAGACCGCGACAUAGAAGAAAAAGAAAAGAAAAGAAAAAGAAAGAAGAGAAAGAAGAGAACAACUUCAUCUGUUACGCGAGGUCUUUUCAAGGCUGGGUUGAGCAGCAUUUAUCUGCAGUUCCCGUUCCCAAAUACGGAGUUAUAA
Aspergillus puulaauensis is the source of this 333-nucleotide messenger RNA. RefSeq lists its product as uncharacterized. NCBI's taxonomy places the organism in Eukaryota, Fungi, Ascomycota, Eurotiomycetes, Eurotiales, Aspergillaceae. The transcript has a single exon. The record is from RefSeq and is a predicted model, not a curated record. Bases 1 to 333 code for a protein of 110 amino acids.